AUGAGACUGAGUCCGAUUAUCCUGUCGUGGGCCACGGCGAGCUGGCUCGGUCCAACCGGAACUACGGCGAUACGGGCCCAGCCACCGAAGGACUUCGAGUUGUCCACGGAAUUCUUCCUGGUACCUAGCGACGCGGCGAUGGACAAGAACGGUUUGGCCAGCGUGGCGAGUGUCAUCAGUGUUCCAGCGCCGAACAGGACGGUUUCGGUGUCCAGGCUGCCCCCUGGAAAAAAGAGCCCGGAGAUCGAGGCCGAUACUCAACCGUACCCGAGGUCCUUGCUCAGACAACGACCCUGGGCUCUUCCUCUGGCGGCCCUUAGCGCAGCCACGAUGCUCCUCAUGGCUGGCUUCGAGGUUUUCGUACUGCUCAAGGCAAGAGUAACCGCGCCAAAUAGACGACAUUUAUUUUUGGGACAAGCGCUUCUCCUAGGUCUUUUCCUCUUGGCAGGCCUCUCAGCAGCAGCAUCCCUCAGUCAAAACCUCAUAUCCUGCGCCGCAUUUCGAUUAGUCGGUUUACCCGCUACUCUUGUAUUUGCGGCUCUCUUGGUUAAAUGCGUCUUCUUACUUUCUUUGAAUAGUGGCAUUUAUCUACCUGCGCCAUAUCAGGCAUUAGUAUUGGGAUUUGCCGUGCUGGUGCAGGUAGCUAUCAUUGGACAAUGGUUUUACGGCGAACCGCCAGCCGUUGUCCAGGUACACAGUACAGGACCAGCUUCUACAGCAUCCUGUUGCAAAACUCCUCUCGGACAGAUCGUGGCAUCUCUCGGGUACCCUGGAGCACUCCUGGUAGCGGUGGCUUGUUUAGCAGUCAGGGCACGGGGCGUUCGAGACAACAACCGGGAAGCAGCGUUUAUUGGCCUCGCUGUUGGUUUAUCGCUUCCGAUUUGGAUAUCAAGCGCGAUCGGUUCGAUGGCAGCUUCCUCGGAAAGUGACAGAGAGGCUUGGCUAGCGUAUGGUUUAUUAACUACUUCUCUACUGGUGUUCCUGACGAUGUUCCUGCCGAAGGGUCGGCAAUUGGCUGCGCUGGGUCGUGAGGCUCCUGACACGGUGAUCCGUGAUCGCGAUGACGCCCUGAGCUCGCUACCUGGCAGCGGCUACUCGCCUUCUUUUUUCCACUUUAAGCCAGCCGAGGCUUCUUUGAAGAGAAAACUUCAUUAUCACAGUGCCGAUCGUGUGGCGUUAGUUUCAUCCGCUAUACCUGGAUGCACUGCCUGCAGGCACGGUGGAAGUCCCAUAUACUCUGAAGAUGUUCACGGGCCGAUGGAGACAUUUGUUUUGCCACCCGGCAUGUACUUAAGGCCAGAAGAGGCUGGAAACUUAUACACGACUUUAUCAGCGAACCCGAAUGUAUUCUUUCAACGAGCAGCUCAUCCAGGGAUGAUGUACUAA
Molecule: messenger RNA, 1386 nt
Organism: Nomia melanderi (Alkali bee)
Lineage: Eukaryota; Metazoa; Arthropoda; Insecta; Hymenoptera; Halictidae
Biological process (GO): G protein-coupled receptor signaling pathway
Cellular component (GO): membrane
Molecular function (GO): G protein-coupled receptor activity
Source: RefSeq, a predicted model, not a curated record